GUCCCCCUUUAUAUCGCCGAUGUGCCAAGUUGGAUAGCGCACAAAGAGACGGCGCAGGUCUGGUCGCGCGUGCGCGCUCCUUCACGUCUCAAUGUGGGACAGCAGAAAGUGGCAUCAGAGGGAAAGUGGAUUAAAGUAGGUUCCUCUCCUCCUCCUUUCUCCCUCGUUCUCUCCCUCGUGGACGCGUGUUUUUUUGGCAGGGUCACCUGAGUCCUCCGGUUGGCCGUGGCUCGCAGACAAAGGAACACUCUCGUCCAAUCAAAUGCAGCCGCUCUACUGUUCUCAUUAGAAGUGGGCGGAGUCUGCCUGUUUGGAGAGAGAGUGAAAGUGAUUAGGGCUCUUUAUAUUUCCUCGGGCCCCAAUGAUCCCAUCAGAACUUCAUCAGGAGACUCCAGAUACGGACUUAAGCUGGGAAAAAGAUCCACACGAAGACGUCUGAAGAUAUGGGGACGUGGACACACACACUCCUCCAGGAGAUGGACAGAGACGAGUCUCUUCUGGAGCGAGAUGAACAGAGCACGCCUCUGAGGAUGAAGGAGGAGGUUGUAGGUUGCACACAUGCUGACUGUCCGUGUGAGUGUUUCCUGCCAGGACAAACUCGGAUCAGGUCAUGUGAUCGCUGUGCACAUGGCUGGGUCAUUCACGCGGUGGGUAAGCUGUGCGCUCCAGCUCUGCUGUGUUCAGGGCAGGUGGAGAUCGUCCAAAAUAACGUGGUGUUUGACAUCAGUAGUCUGAUUCUGUACGGGACGCAGGCGCUUCCCGUCCGGAUGAAGAUCCUGCUGGAUCGGCUGUUCAGCGUCCUCACACACACACAGGUGCUCAACAUCAUACACACUCUCGGGUGGACGCUGCGCGACUACGUGAGAGGAUACAUGCUGCAGGACUCCUUGGGGAGGGUUCUGGAUCGAUGGGUCACCAUGAGCCCGGAGGACGAGGUCGUGACCUUGCAUCAGUUUCUACGUUUCGGGGAAACCAAAUCCAUCGUGGAGCUGAUGACCGAGGAGCAGCAGAUCCCCCCAGAAACCCAUCGCAACCCCGCUUUCAAGCCGAGAGACAAACCGCCCUCCAAAACGCACCACUUUGAGAAUCUGCCAGGAGGAAGUCUAGCGUUCCUGCAGCCGUUCCACUACGUCAGUGCGUCCGUGUUUCCACCCUCACAUCCCGUGACACAACGGCCCAGCAAACAGAACAACGGUGCAGAUGAAAUGAGAACCAGAAACAAAAGAGAUGGUGCACCUGAAAGGUUGUUGCAGAUACGGAGUUCCACACGGUCACCGAAACGCCUGCGAAACGUAGAACAACGUCAAGUGGGAGUCGGCGAGCUGAUCUCAGACUCUUCGGGAACUGGGGAACGGUCCUCGAGCAAAGCUCGUGUGAGCUGCAGCGCGUGCGCCAAGACGUUUUACGAUAAAGGAACGCUGAAGAUCCACUUCAACGCCGUGCACUUAAAGAUCAAACACCGCUGUACCGUCGAAGGCUGCAACAUGAUGUUCAGCUCACUGCGCAGCCGAAACCGACACAGCGCAAACCCCAACCCGCGACUACACGCCGCGCUCGAACAGGCGACACGCAGAUUCCUCGCUCAACCUCGUCGAUCGGUCUUGCGUGAAUCUACCUCGCCAGUCUCCAUGGCAAACACCAACACUGUAUUUACUGACCACCAGAUUCCAGUCAUCUGUGAAGGAGGAGGGGGAGGAGCUACAGGCGAUCGCACGGCCAAUCAGAUUGGGCUUAGUCAUGUGAUUGACGUGAUGCCGAAAAAGAAGUCACGGAAGUCCAGUACGCCGUUGAAGCUUAAACAAGAAACUCACUGUGAAGAACACGAUCACUUAUCACAACCGGUCAACAGUCUCCAUUGCAUCCAGUCACCUAUGACCAACACACAGGUGCAGUACAACUACAAGCAUCUUUGGAUUCAAGGAGUGCAUGAUGAACGGAAAGGCAGGCGUCGACCUCUACUAAAGGUCAAAGAGGAGCCGUGUGACCCCAUCUGUGACUGUAGAGGUCGUCACCGUAGCAACCUGUGA
Messenger RNA from Carassius carassius (crucian carp), 2027 nucleotides. RefSeq names its product zinc finger protein basonuclin-2. The transcript has 6 exons. Bases 444 to 2027 code for a protein of 527 amino acids. Gene Ontology annotation, biological process: regulation of DNA-templated transcription. Gene Ontology annotation, cellular component: nucleus. Lineage: Eukaryota; Metazoa; Chordata; Actinopteri; Cypriniformes; Cyprinidae. The record is from RefSeq and is a predicted model, not a curated record.